AAUACAUUUAAUGUAUAUAGUUUUUUAUUAAGAACAUUCGAACUACGUUUCCCAUCAGCAACCACAUCACGCAAGGCUAAUACUACUUCCUGUAACACGAUUUCAAAAUAAGAUCGCUUCCGCAUGUUUUUCGCUUCAUCAUUCAGUUUAUCGAGCGCACAUUCGAGUCCCGGCUUUUAUUUUGAAAUCCGGGUCGUUCCUCCGUGUUUGGUCGUGCCCUGGCGGAGCCACCGAUCGCCUUCACCGGUGUCGUUGGAUCCCGUGCGCGCGGGAGGCUUCCAGGUACCGGGGCAACAGGACCGCCGCUCCGCGGCCAUGAGGCUCCGCCUGGCCGGCGCCGCGCUGCUGGCCGCGGCCUCGUACUACGUCUACCUGCCGCUGCCGAGCGGCGUCAGCGAGCCGGGGAAGCUGAUGCUGCUGGACGCGCUCAUCCGGGGCUUCAUGCAGGCGAGCGACAUGGCUCACGCGCUGGGCGUGUGCCACCGGGUCCACCUGCUGAACCAGGUGGUGUCGUGGGUGGAGGAGGUGGGGGCUCGCUCCUGCUCCGCCGUGCACGUGAGCGACUCCUCGCUGGGCGGCGUGCCGGCCCGCGUCUUCAGGCCGACGGCGGGCGGGCGGCCGAAGAGGGGGGUCGUUUAUUACCACGGAGGGGGCUGGGCGCUCGGCAGCGCGCGGAUGAGGUCAUACGACAGACUGUGUCGCAAGAUGUCGGAGGACCUGGACGCGGUCGUCAUAUCGGUGGAUUACCGUCUGGCUCCAGAGGCGGUGUUCCCGGACCAGUACCACGACGCGCUGGCGGCGGCACGGGCCUUCCUGUCGGCUCCGGUUCUGGAGCGCUACGCCAUCGACCCGGGGCGGGUGGGCGUGUCCGGGGACAGCGCCGGGGGGAACCUGGCCGCCGCCGUGGCCCAAGAGCUGAGCUCAGACGACACGGUGCCGGUGAAGUUCAAGGUCCAGGCGUUGAUCUAUCCGGUGCUGCAGGCGCUGGACUUCUACACGCCGUCCUACCAGCAGAACGCGGCGGUGCCCAUCCUCUACCGGCCCGUCAUGGCCCGCUUCUGGCUGCAGUACCUGGGCGCCGACGCCUCCCUGGAGCCCGUCCUGCUCGCCAACAACCACAGCUCCCUGGACCAGCCGGCCGCCGCCGCCGCCGCGCGCUCCAAGCUGGACUGGACCGCUCUGCUGCCGGCGGAGCGCAGGAAGCACUACCGGCCCGUGGCGAGGGAAACGGGCUCGCCGCAGGUGACGCUCGCCGUGCCGCAGCUGCUGGACGUCCGGGCGGCGCCGCUGCUGGCGGAGCCGGGCGUCCUGCGGGCGACGCCCCGAGCGUACGUGAUGACCUGCGAGUUCGACGUGCUGCGGGACGACGGGUUGAUGUACGUCCGGCGCCUGAGGGACGCCGGCGUCGCGGUGACCAGCGACCACUACGAGGACGGCUUCCACGGCUGCAUGGCGUUCGCCUUCGCGCCGGUUCUGUCCAGCGUCGGACGGAGGAGCGCCGACAACUACGUCCGCUGGCUGGACCAGAAUCUGUAGAAGAAGAAGAAGAAGAAGAAGAAGAAGGUUUGUGGCGCCGACUGGAGCAGAAGGUCCGGUACCGGAGAACCCCCGUUGGUUCUGCAGAGAGGUAACUUGCUUUCAGGAUGGUGGUCCUGGCUUCAGGGCGGCCCGUGGUCUACUGCAGAACCCAGUCCUUAAAACCCAGAAAGGAGUCGGUCUGUUUGCACUUCCUGUUUUCUUGACUUCCUGUUUCUUUGACUUCCUGUUUCCUCGGCCGCGACUUCAACGUGGUUCUGGUUCCGACGUCUGAAAUCUGAUCCGAUCCAGAAGGGUUCUCACAUGUAGUCCUCCGGUGUAGAACCUUCUGGUGGAUCUUAAAGAGUCUGAGUGGAGUCAUGUGACCGUGGUGGAGCUCCUCUGUGGGCUAACGUUAGCUAACGUUAGCUCCUUACUUUACACUUCAAACAUCAUCAAAGUGAUUCAGAUUUUCGGGUCAACUAAACGUGUGAGUCACAAACCGAUGUUAUUUAAAAUCCAAACGAAGACUUCCUGUUGGCCCACUAAGACACGCCCACAGAAACACGCCCACAGGGACACGGCCACAGAGACAUGCCCACAUGGACACGCCCACAAAGACACUCCCACGGGGACACGCCCACAGGGACACGCCCACACCCACAAAGACACGCCCCCCCCCCCCCCCCCCCCCCCCGGCGCUCAAACACGUCUCCAAAAGAAACACCAAAACAUUUUUAAUCCAAAGAAAGAAAAAAAUCUUCUUUUUAUUUUAACGACACAUUUUGAAACCAUGUUUCGAAACUAAAUAAAAUGAACGGAACUGAGAUUAAAAAUAAUCAUCGUCAUGGCAACCAGUCAGGUCCAACUUCCAACUUCUGGUCUGCUCCUUUAUAAAAUGAUGAAAAGAGAGAAUCCAGAAACUUUGAGACAGUGUGUGUGUGUGUGUGUGUGUGUGUAUGUGUGUGUGUGCGUGUGUGCGUGUGCGUGUGCAAAGUGGGCCAGAGUUCACAGCUGUGUGUACUCUGGAUUGUGCAAUAUUGUCCGCGUGUCUGUAACUUGAUGACCACUGUGAUGAAGAUGAUGAUGAAGAUGAUGAAGUGACGUGUGUGUGUAGCUGCGUCGCCGUGAGAGGAGGGAUCCCAAAUGGAGGGAUCCCAAAUGGACUAUCGGGUUCUCUUUGCUGGACCAGAACUUGAAGAACCGGCGAGCGUCAGUCGGACUCACACAGGAACUGGAGGAGACCGCGGUUCUCCGGUUCCCUUACGCUGAUCAGAACCACAGGGUUCUGAUGGGUUUUUCUCAAAGAAGAACCCUUUUGGGUUCCCCACCUGAAACCUGUUCAGAAGGUUUUUUUAACCUAGAACCCAACACAAGGGUUCCACCCAGAACCCUGUGUGAGGGUUUCAUCCAGAACCUUUCCACCUCACAAGAACCCACCCAGAGGGUUCUACAGAGAACCCUUUAUUAUAGUUCAACGGUUAAGUCGAGUACCAUCCAAAGGGUUCUACCGACAACCAAGAAUCUCCUGGAUGGGUUCCUGAUGGGUUUCAUCUAGAACCCUUGGAGAACUCUUUCUUCCAAGAGAACAGGGUUCUUUGGAUGAGAACGGUUCUAUGUGGAACCCACCGCCUCCAAAAUAAAAGUUUUUUCAGAAGCAGGGGGUUCUGGGUAGAACCCGAGCCGUCCAGUGAGAACCGGUUUGGGAGAAAAGAGAAAAGGAACGACCUCUGAAUGUUUAACCUUUAACACUGAAAUGAAACUUUAAUUAAUUUAUAUUCUAUAAAUGAGGUUUUAAUAUAAGUUGGUAGGACAUCCCAUAAUGAGGCUCGUCAUUGAUCACAAUAUUCUAAACACGUUUAUUUUAUUGUAUGUUUGUGUUUUUACUGCGAGGACGAUAAGCUAAAAAUACAUGCUGCCACGUGUAUUACAUCAUGUAUUAUUAAUUAAUAUUACAUCAUCGUGUAUUAUUAAUUAAAAUGACAUCAUCAUGUAUUAUUAAUUAAAAUGACAUCAUCAUGUAUUAUUAAUUAAAUUACAUCAUCGUGUAUUAUUAAUUAAUUUAACAUCAUUGUGUAUUAUUAAUUAAUAUUACAUCAUUUAUUAAUAUGGUAACUACCUAGAGAGCCGAUACAGGAUGAUCAAUAUUUUAUAUAUAAUAAGUGGUGAAAUAUUAUAUUAUUAUUUGUUUUUCCGGCAAAUGGAAUUAGUUUUUUUUCUUCUUUUUUAUUUUUUAAACGAUCCGAUUAGUUAAAUUGAUCGAUUUGUUUAAAUGUAUCGAUCAGUUCAAUGAGAGGAAAUAAAUCAGCAAUGUUUGUCAUUUUGAUCUUUUUUAAAAUCAUUGUAAACAUAACAUGUUGGUAUUUUUUUGGAAAAAAAUAAAUAUAUCUAUAUAUAUUAACAAAUAUAUAUUUAUAUAUAUUUUAAUAUAUAUCUAUAAAAUAUAUUAAUAUAUUUUUUAUAGAUAUAUAUUUUUAAUCUAUAUAUGUUUUUAUAUAUAUAGAAACAUCUCUAUAUAUAACAAUAUAUAUAAAAGUAUAUAUAUUUAAAACGUAAUUUGUUUCAAAGUCAAGAAAAGGUAAAUAAAACUACAUGUUUAUUAUCUUUAUUUAUAUUAUAUGUUUAUUCUUAAUACACACCUGAUGGAUGUAUAUCAUGACACCAAAAAAUAGAUUUAAAAGAGAAAGAGCACAUUGUUAUCACUGUUUGUUUACUUGUUUACUGUUUGUGUUUACUGCUGCCGUUCUCUUCCUGUUGGUCAUGUGACCUGCAGGUCACCAGAUAUGGUGGUUUGAUUCCUCUUUAUCAAUAAUAAUUGAUAACUGUGAUGUGUGUGUGGGGGGGGGGGGGGGGGGGGGCAUAGAGCUGCUCUAUUUACUCAUGGAAAAUGUUCACAAUUUACUAUUGUUGUAUCUAUUUAUGAAAUAAAGAUCAUAUGACACACA
This is a messenger RNA of Pseudoliparis swirei, 4460 nucleotides long. Its product is annotated as neutral cholesterol ester hydrolase 1-like. NCBI's taxonomy places the organism in Eukaryota, Metazoa, Chordata, Actinopteri, Perciformes, Liparidae. The record is from RefSeq and is a predicted model, not a curated record. The transcript is spliced from 5 exons. Gene Ontology annotation, molecular function: hydrolase activity. Bases 124 to 1536 code for a protein of 470 amino acids.